This is a messenger RNA of Helianthus annuus (common sunflower), 732 nucleotides long. RefSeq lists its product as uncharacterized. The transcript is spliced from 3 exons. NCBI's taxonomy places the organism in Eukaryota, Viridiplantae, Streptophyta, Magnoliopsida, Asterales, Asteraceae. The record is from RefSeq and is a predicted model, not a curated record. Gene Ontology annotation, molecular function: zinc ion binding; nucleic acid binding. The coding region runs from base 1 to 732 and encodes 243 amino acids.
AUGGCGUGCAAACCACCAAUCUAUAACGGGGAAGUUGACCCGAUAAUCUGCCAAAGAUGGGCAAGUGACGUCGAAGGAGUGUUCGAACGAACCCACUGUGACGUAGGUGACUUUGUUGCUUACGGAACGGGUCAAUUGAGAAAUCAAGCCAAGGAUUGGUGGGACAAACAAAAGAAGGAAAUGGGAGCCGAAGCGGCAAGGGUCAUGACUUGGGAUGAGUUUAAGGAAACUCUCACAGAAAUCAUCAACACCGCCCGGGAGCGGGAAAUCGAGUUAAAGAAGCAAGUUGAGAGGGGUGAGCGAAGGGCACAAGAUGUGAAUCCAAGCCCUACAAAGAAAGCUAGAACUGCUGAAUCGGGGAAGAAAGUGGAGGCUAAACGCGGGUCGCCAAGUUGCAGAGUGUGUGGAAAGGGGCACAAAGGGGAGUGUCGCCUCAAAGACAAGCCGUGUCUGCUAUGUGGGAAGACGGGACACACUGCAUCGCUAUGUACCGGAAAAGUUUCAGUUUGUUACAAAUGUUAUCAACCCGGCCACAAAAAGUCUGAAUGUCCCGAGUUGGUUGGAAAGAGAGACACAAAAGAGUCUCCAGCAGAAGCUCCCAAAGCGAAGGCUAUGUCCUUCCAACUUACCGCGGCUGAAGCAAAAACAGAACCCGAUGUAGUCUCAGGAAAGGAAGUCGGAGCUACGAGCGGACAAGCCGGUGUAGACGCACGACUAAAGGGUGCGCUUUGA